Messenger RNA from Cuscuta campestris, 880 nucleotides. NCBI's taxonomy places the organism in Eukaryota, Viridiplantae, Streptophyta, Magnoliopsida, Solanales, Convolvulaceae. The record is from the annotation of a GenBank genome assembly.
UCGAAUAUUAUGAUUGUACAGAUGUUAUAAUAUAUUAAGACUAGUACAUAUGAGACAAAAGAGUUGUCUUAUAGGCUAUAGGUCAUCCAAAACAUAUAAUCAAAGAGAAAUCCAAUUGAUUUCUUCCGUUUUCAACAGUUGUGAGAGAGCGGAAUCGCAAAAUGCAUUCCGCCGGGUUCAGAGCCAACGCGUUGCUGACCUUCGCCAUCACCAUCCUGGCGUUAAUGUGCGCCAUCGCCUCUUUCUCCGACAAUUUCAACUCUCCCUCUCCCACAGCCCAAGUCCAGGUAUUGAAUAUUAAUUGGUUCCAGAAAAAACAUGACGGUGAUGAUGAGGUGAGUUUGACAUUGAAUGUGUCCGCAGACUUACAGUCACUAUUUACAUGGAAUACCAAACAGGUUUUUGUGUUUUUGGCAGCUGAGUACGAAACCCCAAAGAAUGCCCUGAAUCAGGUUUCCUUGUGGGACGCUAUAAUACCUUCUAAAGAGCAUGCAAAAUUUUGGAUGCACACAAAAAACAAGUACCGAUUCAUUGAUCAGGGAAGCAAUCUCCGCGGUAAAGAAUUCAACCUUACAUUGCAUUGGCAUGUUAUGCCAAAGACGGGCAAAAUGCUUGCCGACAAACUUGUUAUGCCUGGCUUCUUCUUGCCCGAGACAUACAGAUGAGGCUAGUAUUUUUUUUCUUGUUCUGUGAUCUCUAAUUUACUGUAAUAUUUAGCCUAUCUGUAGCUGGAAUGAGAGCAAAUUCCUAGACAGCAGAUUGGAAAAAGGUUAAAAUAUGAACUGAGUGUAACAGACCUUCAUUGGCUAUCAAGUUACCAAAAUUUAAAUAUUGAAUUUUGACCCUUUUUUAUGUACGGGGAUUUCUGAGGAAAUGGUGA